Hyalella azteca is the source of this 3525-nucleotide messenger RNA. RefSeq lists its product as uncharacterized. The transcript is spliced from 5 exons. The record is from RefSeq and is a predicted model, not a curated record. NCBI's taxonomy places the organism in Eukaryota, Metazoa, Arthropoda, Malacostraca, Amphipoda, Hyalellidae. Gene Ontology annotation, cellular component: plasma membrane. Bases 206 to 2587 code for a protein of 793 amino acids. Gene Ontology annotation, biological process: apoptotic process involved in development; phosphatidylserine exposure on apoptotic cell surface; engulfment of apoptotic cell.
UGAGUUACAGGAGCAAGCAGCAUGUUGAGUUCAGUAGACGAAGCUACGCUCUGCAAGUUCAAAGACAACAUGGCGGUCAGUGCCUGUCGAGCAGUGUGUCUGUGAGGUGUAGUGAUUCUGAGAAGCGCUUUACAACAUGAAGGACCGCUGUGAGCCAACUUGAAAGCGGGAGAGGUAGGAAAAGUGCAAGUAGGAACAGGAGGUGAUGGCUUCAGAGUUCCUGCCUCUGUGUGAUGUGCUGUUCAACAUCAUCUCCCUGGCAUCAUACUUCUGUGAUGUUGUCUUCGAUUGCGUCACGGUCUACACUCUCUACGACAACCGAGCACCACAAUGGUUUUACGCAUCGCUGGCCUGCGUCCUGGGGUCUUUAUUAUUGUGCCAGGUAUGUUCGUUGACAUGGCAUCUGGACUCCUCAAGACGCGGCAAGCGUCUGAGCUCGUGGCUGCUAGCGCUCCAGCACCUGUUCCUCGGAGGCGUGUUGGUCCGAUAUUUCUUGUUGUUCCUGCCCGUAGACUUGCGGCACGUGAAGCACGAAGUACGUGAUCUAUGCGUGCUGAGAAUGUUGCAUGGCUUCUGCCAAGCGGCACCGAUGCUCCUUCUCCAACUUUUCCUUAUCUGGCAAAAGCCUUCGGCUUCCGAAAUGACAGAUCUCAACAUCGUAUCGACAGCGUUGUCGCUGUUCAGCGUGUGUUGGGCGUUGGCAUCGUUCAACAAGAACGUUAGAAGCCAUAACGUGCAUCGUCUGGUGUUGACGUGGCUUGGAGUUAUCUGUCAACUUGCCUGGAGACUCGGCACUGUCACAUCACGCUGUCUGUCCCUCACUGUCUACGCGACUGUCUAUGGCUUUUGGGUGUUGCUCGUAAUCAGCCUGCAUUGGGUGACCAUGUUUCUGUGGCUAAUAUCUCCUAGAAAUGUCUUCCAUGGGGAAAAAAUGCCAAUACUCAAGAAAAUUGGUCUUUCUAUGCUCAUAGCAUUCUGCUACAUCUUUUGCUACAUUAACCUGCAAGAAGUGAAUUCCCGUCGCAAGAUGACAGCUUUUUACCUGACCAUGCUACUGGAGAACACGUUACUUGUGUCCGUGUGGCUAGGGGGGCUGCGUGUACGGCCCUGGUAUCAAGACUCUGUCACUGCGGUGGCUUUCCUCUCGUUCGCGCUCGGGAUGCUCUUCAUGCUGCUAUACUACAGACAUUUUCACGUACGCAAACUACAACAAAACUACGGCGCGUCUGCUACAACAGCCGUGUAUCACUGCACAGGUUGUCGUAUGGAUCAGUGCAUGGACAAGUCACAUCGCAUGCCGUUCCCAUACUACCUUAACGAACUCUCGGCCAGCGACAACAGCACCAUUGCUUCUGACCAUCGCACCACCAAAAUUAACAACACAACCCAACGUCCUUUCAGCUACAGGUCCAGGCUGCAGUACAUGCAUCAAGACACACUCCAGGUUCCAGGAGUAUUUAAUUGUCGAUUCAACCCAGCAAUUAAGCGUAAGAAGAAGAAACCAACGAGCUUCGUGCCUCAGCCGCCAUCUGUUAUGGUGUCCAUGAAUCUUCCCAAUAACGUCGUGGCUAAAAAUGCGCGUGUUGCACCUUUUUGGAAGCAGCCUGUUUCUUUAGCGUCCAGUGACCACGAAGGAAGCGUUGGAUCACGCGUCAACAUUCAGCAAAAAUUACAGGAGAAGAAGCAACAACAAAUUGCUGAGCUACAUCAAAUCGAAGAAGAAAUUCGGUGUGGGAAAUUGACAAGGCCGCACCUUAAUGAUAUAUCAGAGUCCGGCACUUUACCUCAGCCUAUUCCUAAGGAGAAAAAACAGCCGUGGGUUCAACCUGAGCCCAUUAGGUGCCCAUAUUUCGUGGAUGAAACCACAAGCCGUGUCCUGAGGUCAGUGCCACGUCAAAAUCGAUCACAAACUCCCGAAAUUUUACUUGCCCCACACUACCUUGAAAACUCGCGUAUCUACUAUGAGUACCAGGAUCCACGAUGGAAGUAUGGGAAUAAUUACCAUUUACCAUCUGACGAUGUUAGUAAUUCCAGUCACUCCAAAAGAUCGACUACCAGAAGAAACUGUAAGACUCCCGACAAGUUUCUCGAUAACAAAGACCGCGAGAAAGUUAUUUAUAAGUCGGCACGAGCGUCGUCCGAUCUCGAUAGCCAGAUAUCCUUACCGAGAUCCUACACUCUGCCGAGAGAGUUCAAGUACUACCGAAGACCAAAAGCUAAAAAGACUGUCAGGAAUGACCACUUCCUGACCUCUACCAAUUCAAGUGACGGAGACGUUGACUCGUGCGACGACGAAGAGCUGAUGACGCAGCAAGGAACACAAUGUCUUUCUAACGCACAACCAAGGUUUGUACAACCUCACCACCGCCAUAACCACCACAACAACCAUCAUCAACUACAAGCUUCCUUAUCAUCAACGCCUCCUGAACAGCUUGGCCAGCAGCAUUUCAGACGACACUAUCAUCACAAUCUCAAUUUAAACCGGAACGCUAUUAUGGCGGCAACGGUUCCUCCGCAGCCGGAGCUCCGGAGUGCCAACUUCUCGCAGCACGCGUCGCCUUACAAUCUCCAUGAAACUGAACUUUAAUUCCAAGAGAAACUUUGAAGUUUUAUUUUGACAAAUAAAACCUCAAACUUUCCCGUAAACUAGUUUUGAGAAAAAUGAAGUUUUAUUUAUAAUUUACGGGAAAAGCGUCUUUAAAUGAUAUUGUCGUUAGUUAAUUAAUCGUUAAUCUGUCUCUUUACGAAAUUCAAUUUCAUCCUUAUGGAUGUUUAAUGUUUGUUGAAAAAUGAACCAUUUAAAUAAGUGCUGAAUAUAUGAAAAUUACCUAAAGUUACUUGUUCACCAGAAAAAAAGAACACAUCUGCUGGAUAAUGAAUUACCAUAAACGAAAAGAUUGAACUGUUAAAUUCUCUAGAAUAACUAAUCAAGGGAUCUACUGCCUUGUUGUUGAAUAUUGAAAAAUUAUUCUUUUUGCGUUUAUAUUGUAGUAAUAAGUUUUUCUGUUUAUGUUUUGUGUACACCUAUCCGCCUGUACUACAGACUUUGUAUAGUUUUGCCUAAGAUUAGGCGCUCAGGGACUCUAAUUUUUACGUACAAAUUUUAGGUGAAUGUAUAUAGCGGUAGAAGACAGUGUAUGAAAUGAAAGGUUAAAGUGGCUAACGGUAGAACUGUUCCCUUUUUUGUGCAAUGUGUAAAAAUCGUACAGACUUGUAUUUGCAUACUUUAUAGCUGGCUAUCUAUGAAUGUUAUUUGUUGCAUUAAACCAAUGACUGAACCGAAGCGAAGAAAUAAUGUGGACAGGAAUGCUGUUGAAAAUAAGUAAUAUCACUAAGUUUCGGAACGACUCGACCAAAAUUUUUUGUGAAGCAGCAGCAAGUACUUGAUGAGUAAUUUGUAAUUACAAAUUGAGUAAUUUGUUGUAAAAUGACAUUGCCUCCGUCGUGGUCAGUCCCAUGCUUGUACUGCUAUUGCUGUACGAGCUGUACUGCUAUUGCUGUACGAGCUGUACUGCUAUUGCUGUA